CGAUUUUUUAAAUUCUAGUUUUAAAUUUAAUUGUGAAUUCAAAAUUAAAAGUUUAGUUUAAAGUAUUUCUUAAGAAGGUGAUAAUCUUUUUUAACAUGAUUUUAGAUAUCCGACGCACAAAACAGUCAAAUCACUCACUUUGACUUGACGCAUGUAGUCAUGACAGCGGUGUUGACCUGUUGAAUUUUGACAUUUAAAAGUUUUUUGAUACGUGAGUCAGUUGAUAAACCUACCAUAAUGUUAUUUGCUUGAAGAUAUAUGGGUUUUUCACUGUAUUAGUUGUAUAUUACUAAUUGUGUGUUUAAAAAAGAUUUUCAGGUAUUUUGUGGAUUCGCGGAUACACCAAAAUGGAUAAGUUAAAAAGAGUAUUGAGUGGAAAUGAUUCUCCCGACGAAGAAAGCGGUAUCAUGUCACAAUUAGAUGAUGCCGCUACAUUAAGUUGGUCAACAAGACUUAAGGGCUUUUUGGCAUGUUUCAUAGUAGGCAUCUUGUUAACCUUUUUGGGUUCGUUUGCUUUAUUUUUAAAUAGAGGUUUGCCAGUUUUUGCAGUAUUUUACACUCUCGGAAAUGUCACAUCAUUACUAAGCACCUGCUUCCUCAUGGGUCCCGUCAACCAAGUUAAGAAAAUGUUUGCAUCAAAUAGAUACAUUGCAACAAUCUUAGUUAUAGUUUCUUUUGUUUUAACAUUAAUUUCAGCGCUUUGGUUCAAGAGAGCCCUACUUGCCUUAUUAUUUAUAAUAAUCCAGUCAUUGGCUAUGACAUGGUAUUCACUUUCAUAUAUACCCUAUGCCAGGGAUGCUGUAAAGAAAACUGUUAUGACCUGCAUAGUGUAGUGGUGAACUAAUCUUAGGUCUUAUUUUUAAAGUUAAAGAUUAAGUUAUAAAAAUACGGCUACUUUUUAAUUUUUAUAUCUGUAAGUAAAAUUGCAUUUCGAUUGAUUUAUGACUCUAGCAAACGCACUUACAAAACCGACAAUUUUUAGGAGAAAAACGAUAAAAAUUUUUAUUUAAAAUAACAAUUUUUUAUUAGUUUAUAAAAAAGUUCUGUAUGUUCUAAAAAUCAGUUAUUUGCUGAGUAUGUCGCAAAAUAUAAAUUUGAAAGUAUAAAUUAGGUUACUUUAUUUUUUAAAAUAUAGAUUUUUGCUAUUAAAAACCACACGGUCAUAUUUUAUCUUAAUCACAUUUUGUGAUUUUGCAUAAUCACUCUUUGGUAUAGAAAAAUUUAUAUCUUCCUCAUCUAGGUAAUUUAAAUUAGGGGCAAUUGUUUUAUUUUAGUUAGGAUUUUCAAGAGCUUCCUGAGGUUAUUUGGAAAAAUCACAAAAUAUGAUUAAUAUUUUAUAAGAUAAAUGUCUGUGACAUAGUUAAAUGAAGUUUUUAAUUUUAAACGAAUAUUUUUUCGAUAUUUACAAAAAAAAAUAUUCUUUUACCAAAUUUAUAUUUUUGUCAUCAGAUAUUUCGUAUGACUGACAUUUUUUGAUAUCUGCUAAUUUCAUUUUUGGUUGGCAGUUUCAAAUUAUAUAGACACAUUGAACAUAAAGUAUAUAACUAUAAAUAAAAACUAAUAUUCUUUUACGUCAGACGUUUUACAACCAUAAUUUAAAAAUUGUAAAAUUCUUAUGGUUCAGUGGCAUGUAUAAUUGUUUAUCAAAACUGUUGAACGUGCAAUAUUCCUAUUAUUUGCUACGAAAGUAAAUCUAAAAAAGCGUAUUAUGAAGUUUAAAUUAUCGGUUUAGUUGUUUUAGUAAUUUUAAUUACCUCAUUCUAAAUUUACUUAUUUUCUGUUAAAUUUAUUGAAAUAUUUUAAAUGAAGUAAAAUAAUCCAUUGACAGUUUUACAGAUUCUUAGUUAAAAAUAAGUUUGAAACUAACUACUUGCUGAUUAGGGUAUAGGUUAUGGUUCGCUAAUCUGCCAAGUAACUAUGUGUAACUUUACUCAGAUGAAGAAAUCACCCUUUAAAGUAAUGUAUACAAAACAAGCCCAUAACUAAAACAAUUAUAACAUAAUCAACAGGGGUUUUACGACGGUGUUGCAUUACUCAAAUACACAUUUUUGACAUUUUAUAAUUUUCAAUGUCUAUGACAUACGGACAUAGAGUCUGUCCAGAUAGAGAAUAAUAUGUACGUCACAAACCCGCGAAUCUUUUAUUCUCCUUUGUCAGCAUCAUAAGGCAGGUCGCAAAUAUUCGUUUUCGACAUUCGGUCACUGAAUUCGAUUUCCAGAUUGGAAAAAUAGACAGCACUGAAAUAGUCUAUUCCCCGCACAUGUUCGAUUUUUCCAAACGAAAUAUUUUCGUAGCAUUCGUCUCGAAAGACUACCUUUUGCGUUCGAAAUUUAGAUUUGUUCAAAAUCGAAUGUAUGCGAUAUAUUCACGAUUUUAGAAUGGCGAAUUUAACAGGUUAACUCCCAUGAGCAUCAUAACGUGCUUCUCAGAAAAUGCACUAGUAUAGCCGUGAGAAGCACCGUAUAAUUCUUAUUCAUAAUAUAUUCGCCGAGAGAAUCGUCAUCUGAUAAUCGUUUUCAUUUAAACCUUAUAAGCUCUAAUAUAGGUGGCUUGUGGAUAUGAGAAUCAUUAGUCGCUUCACACUAAUUAAACAUUUUUUUGUCAAUACGUAUAUUACAAGAAAAGUACAAGACAAUUUUUACUACGUUUUUUUUUUGGGGUAUCUACAAAAUACAAAUGAUACAAAAUAACUUUAAAAUAAAAUACUUUUUAAACAAAAUACAAAUUAUAACAUUGAAAACUUUGCAAAUUACCCAACCUACUUGUGCAUAAGCUCUUAUCGUAUCUUUGCUUAGUAGUACUAUGUACAAUGUAAAAUUGACUUAUCUCAAUAAGGUAGGGCUUAAUCAAGGGGUAAAAUAGGUCUCGUAUACGAUGAAUGGUCUCCAAACAGCCUAUUAUCUUUUCUUAGGUCUUCAGGAUGUUAAUUACUAUCCAAAACAGCAAAUACUUGUAGCCUCCAAAUAGUUCAGCCUUCUAGACGUGAAUCAUUCAUUAUACUUCUUAGGUCCUCAAGACGUUAAUUACUAUCCAAAUACUUCAUAUUACCAAGUAAAAAACUUCUAAAUCAUUAUUUAGAUUUCCAAGUAAAACACCAUUCAAAUGUUGUCAAGUUAAAAGAUUUCGACCUUUUAAUGGAUAAAGCGGAUAAGUAGGGCGGAUGAGACGAACAUUUUGAAUAAUAAAAUAAAAUAUAUCCAUUUAUUUACAGUAUUCAGAACUUGUAAUCUCACAAAAAAAAAUAACCUCAAUCAGUUAAAAAGAUAAAUCUCUGGUAAUCUAUGUAAUAUUGUAUGAAACAAAAAAAAUAUUAACUUAAGCACAUAUUUAAUCUAAUGGUUUUUAAAAAUAAAAAAGAAUCUAUCAGUAGAUCAUCUCGAUUCGUCUUAUCGGCAGGAA
This is a messenger RNA of Psylliodes chrysocephalus, 3399 nucleotides long. The record is from the annotation of a GenBank genome assembly. Lineage: Eukaryota; Metazoa; Arthropoda; Insecta; Coleoptera; Chrysomelidae.